Messenger RNA from Peronospora farinosa, 1089 nucleotides. Lineage: Eukaryota; Oomycota; Peronosporomycetes; Peronosporales; Peronosporaceae. The record is from the annotation of a GenBank genome assembly.
AUGGCGUCGACAAACCUGGACGAACAUCUGCUGAGUCGAUGGGACCUUGCCGCGUCUGCGGGUGUUAUGCGGACAAAUAUUGACGACACAUUACGUCGUCGUGUACCUGGGACCUUAGGACUCAUUGUUCAGUUCAACCCAAGUCAUCGCAAGAACAAACGGCCAGUGGAUCCGCUGCUUUUACAGCUAUCGACUGAUGAAACUUUUGCCAACCCGAAAGUAUCGGACUUUAACUUUACGAUGGCCAAGAGAGAGGAAUUCCUGAGUGGAUUCCGUUUCAAGACCGAAGACGACCAGCAUCUUCUUUCUGUGCAGACCGUUGAUAUGGGAGAUGUUGGUAAGGAUGAACCGGAGCACUUUGUUCUUGUUAAUGUGGCUCCGUUGGUCCGAGGUCACAUGUUGUUUGUGCCCGAGUUAAAUCGUGUGAAACCGCAGAAAAUGACGAAGAAGUUUAUGCUGUACGCUCUUAGUAUCUCCCAGGCGAUUCGACGAGAGGACUUUGCUCUGGGGUUCAACAGCGCUGGAGCUUGGUCAUCUGUGAAUCACUUUCAUCUACAAGGCUACUUCUUCCCUCAUAUUGAAAAUGGGACGAGUGUAAACUUUCCGGUUGUGACUCAGCUGAGAGAAGAAAUGUUUCGUAUCGGUGGAGUAGUUGUGAAGUACCUUCUGGAUUGGAAGACGACUAGCUACGUCCUUGAGCCUGAGGAUCCAGCUAGCAAUGAGACACACGUCAUGGAGAUUGCGUGGACGAUACUGGAGCUUUUGCAGUCUCAAAAGAUGCCACACAAUCUUCUUGUUGUAGGCAGGGUAGUAUUUAUCUUUCCACGUCAGCCGCAGCGCGAAAAUGGUACUGGCUUGUCUACCGACAGUGCGUCCGAGACCGAUACAACUACAGCAUCUGCUGGCAGUCUACGAAUUGCCGUAGCUGAACUCUCGGGACUUAUCAUUGCUGGAGACAGCGUAGUGUACGACAAUCUGACCGAAGAGAUGUUCAACACAAUUCUGAACAAGGAAGUCUCACUUGUUCCGAGCGAGGAAGCUGCACUCACGGCGGCAUGGAAAGAGAAACUUAACAUCAAGAUGGAGUAA